GGUGGCGGCGCUGGUCCAGUCCACUCUUUAGCGCCAUAGAAAAGGAAAACAAGUGUUCCCAAAUUUUACAAGUCUCUCUCUCUGUAUCUCUAAGAAAAUAAAAGGGAGCCGCCGUGUUUGCACAAGGAUGGCCGCCGUCGGCGUUCUUGCUUUACAGGGUUCUUUCAACGAACACAUUGCAGCGCUUGCCAGAUUGGGAGUUAAGGGAAUGGAGAUAAGGAAGCCAGAACAACUUCAAAAUGUCACCUCUCUUAUUAUUCCGGGUGGUGAAAGCACUACUAUGGCUAAACUCGCUGAGUUUCACAACCUGUUUCCUGCUUUACGUGAGUUUGUUCAAAUGGGAAAGCCUGUAUGGGGGACCUGUGCAGGUCUUAUCUUCUUGGCAAACAAGGCAAUUGGUCAGAAAACUGGAGGACAAGAACUGGUUGGUGGCCUAGAUUGCACUGUUCAUAGAAAUUAUUUCGGCAGUCAGAUUCAAAGUUUUGAAGCGGAGCUUACAGUUCCAGAACUUGCGUGUAAGGAAGGUGGCCCUGAAACGUUCCGUGGAGUUUUCAUCCGUGCUCCUGCCAUCCUUGAAGUCGGGCCUGGAGUUGAUGUGCUGGCUGAGUGUCCUGUUCCAUCUACCAAUGUAUUGUAUUCAAGUUCUGCUGUUCAAAUCCAAGAGGAAAAUUCCGUGCCAGAAGAGAAAGUUAUUGUAGCUAUAAAGCAGAGGAAUUUGCUAGGGACUGCUUUUCAUCCUGAACUGACAGCUGAUACUAGAUGGCAUAGCUACUUCUUGAAGAUGGCAAGCGAGGCUGGAGAAGCAACCUCUGGAAGCAUUGUCCCAGCUGGAGGAGUGGAUCUAAGCAGCUAUGAUGGAAAACCACGGAUUGAUCUCCCUAUAUUUCAAUAGUCUCAGUGAGAUGAUUAUUGGAAGUUUCUUUGCAUCUUUUCAGUUCUUUUGUUUUUCCUUCUGAGCCGCGCAAGAAAAUAAUUGCUCCUUUGCCCAUUGUUAUCUUAUACCUGGAUCAUGUUAGACACGUCUAAGAGGUUAGUUUAUCUCUUAGGCUUGGAUUUGAACUUACAGUCAAGCAUCCGCCCAUGUACAUAUUAUUAUAUUAAAUGUUCAGCGGAAGUUUACGUUUUA
Molecule: messenger RNA, 1126 nt
Organism: Populus trichocarpa (black cottonwood)
Lineage: Eukaryota; Viridiplantae; Streptophyta; Magnoliopsida; Malpighiales; Salicaceae
Product: probable pyridoxal 5'-phosphate synthase subunit PDX2
Exons: 7
Coding region: 128-892 (254 amino acids)
Biological process (GO): pyridoxine metabolic process; pyridoxal 5'-phosphate biosynthetic process
Cellular component (GO): cytosol; glutaminase complex
Molecular function (GO): glutaminase activity
Source: RefSeq, a predicted model, not a curated record